CCGGAUUCCGAAGGUGCACGUCAGUAUAGUGAGACAACACACGGGGCUCUGGGACGGAGUGAGCGCUAAUCACGCUCCUUGCAUGGACCAGAUGAGAUAAAGCACCUACCAGCUGGAAUGAAGCCAGGAAAAGGAAAGCUGUUCUACAGAGAGAGAGACUUUGUAUACAAGUUUGAGGCUGGGUCUCGGAGCUUUGUCUUAACCGUUCCUCUCCAGUUCCCCGUGCAAGAAAACCUCGAUCAUUUACAUGGACGGCUAAUGCUGCUGCACGACUUGCCCUGCUUUAUAGAACAAGAUCUCAAAACAUCACUGCAUCGGUUUGCGGACGAAGAAACCAUCAAAGAUUAUGACCGGGAUGCCGAAGAAGCUCUGGAGGUCGUCAGAUCAUCCGAAGUCGAUGUUAACCAGCUGGCGAACACCUGGAUGAGAGCAUACACGGAGACUACUCUAGAACAUGCCCGGCCAGAAGAACCUAACAGGGAUGAAGACUUUGCCGAUAUUUACCAUGACCUCAUCCAUUCCCCAGCUUCCGAAACACUUUUAAACCUCGAGCACAAUUAUUUCGUCAGCAUCUCCGAGCUGUUAAGUGAGCGAGAUGUGGAGAUGAAGAAAUUGCGAGAGAGGCAGGGAGCAGAGAUGGACAAAGUCAUGCAGGAAUUAGGCAAGUCUCUAAGUGAUCACGAUGUGAAUGCGGUGGCAGCCCAGCAUUUCGACUCGCAGCAGAUUCUUGAAAAUAAAUGGGUCACAGAACUGAAACAGCUGUCUACCAUCCAAAAACAGGAGUACCAGGAUUGGGUCAUAAAGUUGCACCAAGACCUAAAGAAUCCAAGCAACAGCUUUAUAAGUGAAGAAAUCAAAGUUCAGCCAAGUCAUCUUCAGGAUACUGUAGAUUCUAGUCGACCAACAUACGAGGAACAUCGUCGGCUUGAAGAAAGUUUUACAAUCCACCUGGGGGCACAGUUAAAGACAAUGCAUAACCUACGGCUGUUAAGAGCAGACAUGCUGGAUUUCUGCAAGCACAGGCGCAAUCACCGCAGCGGCGUCAAGUUACACCGAUUACAGACGGCGCUGUCCUUGUAUUCCACAUCGCUGUGCGGCCUCGUCCUGCUGGUCGACAAUCGCAUCAAUUCUUACAGCGGUAUCAAGAGAGAUUUUGCCACCGUCUGCCAGGAAUGCACCGAUUUCCAUUUCCCGCAGUUGCAGGAGCAGUUGGAUGUAGUCCAGCAAGUGGUUCUUUAUGCCAGAGCCCAGAGGAGCCAUAAGGCAAAGCACCGUAAUGAAUCCGCAAAUGGGAACGAAGGACGGGGCGAUAAAGUGAAAAACACCGAGCGCAACCAAGCUAAUUUACUUCCAGGCGAGUUCUACGUAUCCCGGCAUUCGAACCUGUCCGAAAUCCACGUGGUUUUCCACCUGUGCGUGGACGACAAUAUACGGAGCGGCAACAUAUCUGCGCGUGAUCCGGCAAUAAUGGGCUUGAGAAAUAUUCUGAAGGUCUGCUGCACCCACGACAUCACCACCAUUAAUAUACCCCUGCUUCUGGUUCAUGAAAUGUCCGAGGAAAUGACCAUUCCAUGGUGCUCAAAGAGAGCCGAGCUGGUGUUUAAGUGUGUCAAAGGCUUCAUGAUGGAGAUGGUGUCCUGGGAUGGAGGAGUAUCUAGGACGGUUCAGUUUCUUGUACCUCAGAACAUCUCAGAAGAAAUGUUUUACCAGCUGAGUAACAUGCUCCCUCAGAUCUUCCGAGUUUCUUCCACCCUCACUCUGACGUCGAAGCGCUGAAGAUGAAGUAGCCAUGCUGGAAUUUGGCCGAAAAUGUGUGGAUUUUUUUUUAAUAAUAUGACCUGUACUAAAUUAUGGAGCUAGUGAAUUAGAUUUUGAUUAUCCUGUAACAUUCCAAACUUAAAUUAUGUUCAUGCAAACAGCAGAACCUGUGAUGUUUCAUGAGGUUGGGGAGGAAAUUAUGUUCCCUGUCCAUUUUGAUGUUCAUAGUCUAUACUUUUUAGACCUGUCAGAUCUCAGUGUUGGGAAGUUCAGGUUCUAGCGAUGAUUUCCAGAAUCAGGAACCACAAGAACCUAAAGGAACCAGAUCAUCAUUGGUCGUGUAUCAUUAACAUCACCUGAACAUACUGAGGGUGAACAUAUUGUCCUCAGCUGGUGCAAUAAAUGGAUUUCAUAGUUUUUUUAACCAUUUUUUUUUGAAUGGCUGGACUGAAGGCUGUACUUGUAUGAAUAAUGUUAUCUAACCUCUCCUCCAAAUUUCUGUUUUGCACUUUUAUUUCUGUUAUCGAAUUUAUUCACUAAACUAAACAUGAAUAAAAAAAAGUAUGUAAACAACUUUUGAUCUUGUAGAUUUAUUGGAACGUCUAUCGUAUUUUUUAAAAUAUAUUUUGGUAGGUAUAAUGGAUAUUUCCAUAGUUACUAAAGUUGUUUAGAUUGUAAUGCUGUAAAAUAUGAAGAA
Spea bombifrons (plains spadefoot toad) is the source of this 2455-nucleotide messenger RNA. RefSeq names its product chromosome 4 C12orf4 homolog (gene FERRY3). Bases 118 to 1776 code for a protein of 552 amino acids. The transcript has 15 exons. Gene Ontology annotation, cellular component: cytoplasm. Gene Ontology annotation, biological process: regulation of mast cell degranulation. The record is from RefSeq and is a predicted model, not a curated record. NCBI's taxonomy places the organism in Eukaryota, Metazoa, Chordata, Amphibia, Anura, Pelobatidae.